GUAUGGACUAAAAAUAUCAGUCAUGGUAUAAUCGAUGAUAUUAUAUUAACUUCUUUAAAAGCAAGACCGUGCGGUAUUGGAACAUCACUAAAUAGUAUAUUAUUUAAUAUUUGGUUAGGAACGGUAAAGAAGUUUUUUACAUCGGUAUAAAGUAAAAUGAUUACAAUUUUACGGACAAUAUCUAGAAAUCUUACUAACGAAAAGUUUUCUGUUGUUAAUCGCGCUUCCUUUCCUCAACGGCUUACAUGUUUUCAUACAGGUGCAAUUUUAAGGUGUGAUGCAAAGCCGGAAGAAAACGUUAGUGCUUCUGAAUCCAAUAAUCUUACUGCUGAAGAAAUAAAAAAGCGCCAUGAUGACCGAACACAAAUUAUUCCAGUAGAGACAUCAAUGAGAUACCUUAAAAGUUCUGCCUACAAAGAAACAUAUGGAGAUCAAUUAGUUUGGGAGCAGUAUAGGCGUAACCACAAAGGAGCCAUCCCACCGCGUAAAACACGUAAAACUUGUAUUAGGAAGGGAGUAAUAUCUACCGGAAAUCCUUGUCCUAUUUGUCGUGAUGAAUAUUUAGUGUUAGACCACCGAAAUAUUGAGUUACUACAACAAUUUAUUUCGCCACAUACGGGUCAAAUUCUAAGUUAUUCUAAAACUGGCCUUUGCCAAAAAAAACAUUUUGAAUUAACAGUGGCCGUUAAACGUGCGCAGGACUUCGGGCUUAUAACUUUUAACGUGCCAUUUAGAGAAUUCGAUUUAGACGAAUACUACGGUAAAGCUGGUGUUAAAAAAGAAUAACAAACUAAUACACUUUAAAUUUACAUAUUAAUUUAGUAAUUUUUAUGGAAGAAACAAAAUAAUGGCUUCUAAUAGUGUUGACAAUAUUUCCCAAUUCGAACAACAUUCAUCGACAUUCCUUGUAGUUGGUGGUGGGAUAGCAGGUGUAACCUGUGCAGAAACAUUAGCAAUUUACCAUCCAGAAGAGAGCAUAACUUUAAUAACAGAAUCGACCGUUAUAAAAACUAUAGCUAAUUUAGAACCCGUAGCAAGAUAUGUUUAUAAAUUUGAUGUGAAGGAACGAUCUUUGAAAGAUAAAUGUCAAGCUAGCCUUGCACCCACAAUUGUAACCAUUGUUGAUCGGCUUAAGAAUAUAGAGGCUUUGGAUCAUUGCGUAACCACUGAGAAUGGUCGACGUAUCUAUUAUAAAUCUAUUUGUCUCUGUACUGGAGCUGCACCCAAUCUAGUUCUCGGUAACAAUCCUCGAGUUAUUGGAAUCCGUGACACCGAUUCAGUUCUAGCACUGCAGGAAUUCUUAAAACAUGCUAAAAAAGUUACUUUGCUGGGUAAUGGUGGUAUAGCAAGCGAACUUGCUUAUGAGUUGCAUGGAAUUGAGGUACAUUGGGUGGUCAAAGACAAUCAUAUUGCGUCAACAUUUGUAGAUCCAGGUGCAGCCCAUUUCUUUCAAGAAUCAGUACGCCUCAAGCGAUCAGAACAUAGCAAAGCUGAUAAAGAGAAAACACAAUCCACUUCGAUUGUUAAACGACUUAGAUACAAGGAAAUACAAUUAGAAGAACUGUGUAAGGAAAGCAGCAAAGUUCAUGGUGCGGCUUUGGGACCCGAUUGGCACAGGAAUUUCACAUUGACUGGUAAUGCAUUAUCUACAACAGAUUUACCGAUUAUACACUACAAAUCAUAUAUUAAGGAAAUAAUAGAAGAAAAUGAAAAAAUGGUGGUUACGCUCACCAAUGAUGAACGUAUUGAAUGUGAUUUCCUUAUAUCUGCAACCGGUGUCGAACCGCGUCAUAAUUAUUCUUGCUCGAUUCCUUUAUCUAUGGCAUCCGACGGAGGAAUCGCCGUAAAUGACAUGAUGGAAACAAAUGUUUUAGAUAUUUAUGCUGCUGGCGAUGUUUGUACCGCUAUGUGGGAGCAUGGUGAUCACUGGUUUCAAAUGAGAUUGUGGACACAAGCUCGCCAGAUGGGUUGUAUGGCCGGGCGUAGUAUGGGCGCAAAAUUAACAAAUGAAGUAAUUUAUCAAGAUUUCUGUUUUGAACUUUUUGGACACGUGACUCAGCUAUUUGGUUAUCCUGUUGUCCUACUCGGGCGAUAUAAUGGCCAAGGUUUAGGAACCGAUUACGAGUUACUGAUUCGCAGUACUGCUUGUAAGGAGUAUAUAAAAUUUGUACUUCAAAAUGGCCGUUUACGAGGCGCAAUAUUGAUUGGGAAUACAGAACUGGCUGAGACCUGUGAAAACCUAAUUUUAAAUAAAAUUGAUCUUACCCCAUAUGGAGAUGACAUUCUUAAUCCGGAUAUCGAUAUUGAAGACUACUUUGAUUAAAAGUCAUUGCUAUUAAAAUAUUUUGUUUCUAUUCAUACAAGUAUACAUAAA
This is a messenger RNA of Bactrocera oleae (olive fruit fly), 2374 nucleotides long. RefSeq names its product mitochondrial ribosomal protein S18B (gene mRpS18B). Gene Ontology annotation, molecular function: structural constituent of ribosome. The record is from RefSeq and is a predicted model, not a curated record. Gene Ontology annotation, cellular component: ribosome; mitochondrion. Lineage: Eukaryota; Metazoa; Arthropoda; Insecta; Diptera; Tephritidae. Gene Ontology annotation, biological process: mitochondrial translation.